This is a messenger RNA of Pimephales promelas (fathead minnow), 4359 nucleotides long. RefSeq lists its product as uncharacterized. Gene Ontology annotation, biological process: regulation of transcription by RNA polymerase II. Gene Ontology annotation, cellular component: nucleus; transcription regulator complex; chromatin. Gene Ontology annotation, molecular function: DNA-binding transcription factor activity, RNA polymerase II-specific; RNA polymerase II cis-regulatory region sequence-specific DNA binding. NCBI's taxonomy places the organism in Eukaryota, Metazoa, Chordata, Actinopteri, Cypriniformes, Leuciscidae. The record is from RefSeq and is a predicted model, not a curated record.
GUCAGUCGUUUCCUGCUGCCUUUAUCCUUUGCGAUUAGGAGGCGAACGGCAAACUGUGUUCAUGCAACUGGGAUAGUUAGCCGUUUCAGUGGUUUCUCUUUGCUGCUAAAUUGCAAAGAUAAAACAGCCACAAUGACGAAACUACAGCUUCUUCACCGCGCCCUGAACGAGCGUCUGAUGGCCGCGGUGGAGCAGAUCAUGGAGAUGGUUGGCGGGACUGUGCUGGAGUACGAGGAGGAGACGAUCCGGGCACGGAAAGAAAAUGAGAUUCUGAGACGGAGGCUCCGAUGGAUGGAGGGGGCCAAUCAAGCCGACUGGCCAGGCCCAUCAGAACCCAUUACGCUUUCCAUCCCAGAUGAGUCCAAUCCAUCCCCACAAGAUGAGAGUGCUGUCAACUUUGGAUUUGGACAAGAGUCAGAAUCACCUAUAGUCAAAACAGAGACUGCUGAUCACCCGGUGUACGGCACCACCACAUUACCUCAAAACAUUGAUCAGGGAUCCGACGUUGCUGGGACAAGCACUGGUAUUUCCUAUGGCCUGGCUGACGGUAUGACCUGGGACUCAGGCCAAAGUUACAUGGCCCCUCUGGACUUUGAUCCAACUUCGGGUACCACCAGGGUCAGGCACUGGAGAGGGUACAACAGAAGGCAGAGGAUGUCCUUUGCCUGUCCAGACUGUGGUAAAGUCUUUGGAAAGGAACAGAGGCUGUUGAUUCAUAUGCGGAUCCAUUCCUCCGAGAGGCCGUACAAGUACCGCCGGCGCAAGGCGUUCUUCUACGGUGACAAUAAGAAAAAGAAGAAACAGCUAGCCCUUUCUCAGCUAUCAAGAGGAAUAGAGGAUGAUCUGUCAGAUUGCUCUGAGCAAACCAACAGGAGUAGCGCAUCACCUGAACAGCUAGCACCAGACCAAAAAGAAAAGCCAGCCAGCAUGUCUACUGAGAGUGACCACAGCAGUGAUAAAGAACCAGAAAACAGAACUACUGCUCCUGUGCAAAAUCAAAGGAAAAAAGAUAAUAGAGCAAACCAGAUGGAGGUUCAUUGCCCUCAUUGCCCCAAUCGGGUGUUCGCUCGGCCCUGUCAGUUAGCCAUGCACAUGAAAACCCACACGGGCAAAGCUCUUGUAAAGCGUCCGGAUGAGAUGAUGGAUGUGAAGAUGAAACCACCCAAGAAGAAACUAAAAAAUGAUUCAGUGAAGAAGGCCAAAGUUAAGGGCAAAAGGCAGUUCCAUUGUCCAGAGUGUGACAAAGCCUUCAAACUGGCAAACAAUUUGUGUUUCCACAUGAAGACCCAUGAGGCUGAACAUUCUCGGCCAACUCGCAAGAUGCCAAUCCAGACUGAGCCAUCUAAAGAAGAAACUAUGGAGGCAGUACCUAAAACUACAGAAGUACAGAAUUUGCAAGAGCUAAAGAAAACGUUCGCCUGCCCACAUUGUGAUAAAGUGUUUAUCCGUGAAGGAUGGCUGAAGCCGCACAUUCGCACUCAACACCGGAAUAAAAAUAAGAGGCGUGGCAAGUUUGACAGUGGCCUGAAAAAAGCACAACGUCCUUACUACCAGCAAUUGUGUAAUGGCACAACUGUAAAACAGGGAGUCAAUCAGGAGUCUAAAAAAAAGAGUAAAGAAUCAUCAAAGGUCAACGCUAAACCAAGUCAAUCAAGUGAUGAGUCCAAUCUGGUUGUUGCUGGUUACCUCCAGAAAUUGCGUAAACGCACAACUGAGACACAGGAAGUCCCCAAGGAGUUGAAACAAAAAAAUGAAGAAACAAAAAAUUUCAAAGAUAAACAACGUCCAUCAAGUGAUGAAUCUAACCUGGUUGUUGAUGUGCCGCAAAUCACUACUGAUCUUCCUAAAAGGGGGACAGAUGAAUCUAAGUGCGCUCUUGAGCAAUCAAAUAAAGACACUUCAGACUCAUCAAGUGCUACAAAACUGAAGAGGAUGUUUCUGUGCAAAGAAUGUGGCAAAGAGUUCAUUCAUGAAAAGAGUUUAAAGAAGCACACAAGGAAACACCAGGGACGUAGGUUGCAUGAAGAAAAGAAAAGGAAAAGAGAGCAAUAUCUAGGGGAAGAUAAGCUUAUGGAAGAAGAAGGAAUGAGAUGGGGGGAGGAAAAGAAAAAGAAGCUUGAUAAGACAUCAACAAGUAAUCUCAACCCAAAUACGCAGAAACCUCAAGGAUCCCCAAACAAAGAGUUGCGGAAAGACAAAACCAGAGGUCAAGGGCCACUACCCUGCCCAUUUUGUGGCAAAGUUUUUGCUUGGGAAAUGCGGCUUUUGAUGCAUAUGCAGAUUCAUAGCGGCGAGAAACCAUACUCCUAUCGGCAGCGCAAGAAACGGUUUUAUGGAGACUUGAAAAGGGGCCAACUCCCUAAAAACCAUAAUCAGGAGACUCCAGAGAACAACAGUGACAAGUCUGAAGAAUCCAUGGUUGAAGAAACGGGGAACGAGGACGAAUCUACACAUCCGAGCAGCAGUACAACACGUGCAGUUUCUGGAGCUCUCGCAAGCGGUACUGAGACCCCUGGAAUGGAGGACCAAACUGGCAGCCUCAGCCUUCUACCUCAGGCAGCUAUUGAGAAGCCUAUCACCUGCGAUAAGAAUAAUCAAAGAACCAAAUCUGAGAUAAUCAAAGAUAUCUUGAGCAAAUUCAGUUUACAGCCAAGGAUUGUUCUAGAACCAGUUAUGACUGAAUUUAAGUACAGGAGCUCAGUGUCUGGAGACUUAAAAUCAGGUUGUUCUAAAAGAAGUGGCUUGGAGCAUGAAGAAACACCAUGCUCAGGAAUGGUUGAUGAAAUGGUAGACGCUGUGGAAGAUGAAAUUGUGGGUUCCAAGGUUGGCAUAAUAUCAGUGGAAUGCUCUGGACAUGGCAUCCAGAACAAGCCUGCAAAAUGGCAACAUGUUAUUCCUGAGACAGAAAUAGUCCCUGUAGAGGUUGGAUCUCCUCAGCAUGAUUCUCAAUCAGAAGUGGAGCUUGGUAACUUUGGGGGCCCACUGGCCGUUGAAUCCUCUGAGGGGAAAAACACAAAAAGUCAACAAGAAGAGGACUAUGACUGUUAUUAUUCUGGUGUUUCCAAGAAAACAGCCAUAAACCAGCUGCCGCUGAUCAUAAUUGAUGAUGAACUAGAACAGACAAAUGAAAGACCUGCUGCUGAACAUGCUCUGUCUGAAUGUGGAAGAAUGAAGUGUGAUUCAAAGUGUGAUUGUAAUAACAUUUCUACUAUGAAGUUAACUGUAAUCCCACCGACUAGCGAUUUAAAGUCUUUGUUCAAGGAAACUAGUUCUGGUGACAUGAAGAAGAAAAUUUACUCAGAAUCAGAUCUCGUUGUCCUCUCAGAUGGUGAAGAAAAUGUUGUUGAAGAUGUGCUGAAUUCUUCCAGAGGUUUAGAUGAAAAGAAAACUGCCUCAGUGCCUAGCGUUCAAAAUGAACAGUCAGUAGUGGGCAGCAAUCCUGGAGAAAAUCCUUCCAGCGACUUCAUUUUUUCAGCAUCAGAUGCAAUUGAAUCAAUCACGACUGAUGAGUCCACUUGUGUUCAUGCCAAAUCUAUUGAGAGUGCCUCAAACCAUACUGAUACUGAGGUUGUAACAAGUGAAAGAAAUGAUCAGAGUACCUCAAUUGACCGACUCACCAGAGACGAGAUGGCUUUUAAUACCAUCAGACAAACAGAGGACAACCCCAUGAGUUCAGUGGAGAAUAGAUCGUGUCAAACAACUGUUACGGUAUUUGCUGAUCAAGCAUCUACAUCAGAACUUAAUGAUGACAGGAAACCGCUAGAACUUGUCAGUGGCAAUGAGACAACCUGUGAGCAGACAGGUAUGCAAUAGUAGCAGAUUGGAAAGUACAACACGGACUCAAAAGUAAAUCUGUUCUUAAUCUGUGGAAAUUUAAAAGAGAUCUGUAAAUAAAUGAAUGGAGAAAUCUAAAUGUAUAAUGAAUUAAAUACUGUUUUUUUUUUUAAGUUUCUUAAAUGUCUGAAUCUAUUCUGGAUGCUUGAACUGACAUCUCAGGGAAAAAUGAACCUUCUGUACAAAAUGUUAGUUUUUUGUAAAAAGUUCUGAAGAAUUUUGUGUGCUCCCAAACUCUUCCACAACCCGUCAAGUCUGAUGGUAGUAACAACUGCUCAAAAAAAGUAAAGCAAGCUCUAUAUUGUCGAUCUAAUGGGAAGGAUAGAACUGCACUUAAAGUGUGAUCACACAGGAGAACCUGUGUAUUGACAAAGACUGUAAAAAAGGGAAAGCGUUAUUGAAAAUUUUCACAGUUAAAAAUAAAAUCAAGCAACCUAGAGACUCUAAAAUGGAUUGUAAGAACUCUUACUGAUGGAACACUUUUCGGGAACAUGCUCGGAUUUGUAAGCACAACAGGAACCCAGC